AUGUAAGAAAUCUACACAUAUUAAGUAAGAUCUAUAAUAAGAUUAUUUAGAUUCUAAAGAAAUGUAAUGGUAAAGCAGUCAUUUAGAUGGACGAAUCAUUAUUGGAUGUUAUCAAUACUCAUUUAAAAAUAAAACCAUAGCAAAAACAAAGAGAGGUGCCUUAUUCAGUUAAGAAGUUGCACAAUUUUUAAAGGCGUAUAGUGCCCUUUUUCAUGAAUCAAUUCAUGCAUUGGGCAGAAGAAAUGGGAUACAAAUAGGUUGAUGGGUAUCUAAGAGCCAUUCACAAGAAGAAGACUUCAAAGUAAUAAAAGUUUGAAUUGGGAGAUCUCAAGAAAUUAUUCGGUGCUAUCAAUCCACGAACCAAGAUCAUCCAGAUGGAGACUCAGAAUAAAUGGAUUGAUUUCUUGAGUACUCAGGCGGACAUCUGUGUACUUCUUAACAACAAGAUUAAAGAUCAAUCAACUAAAUAACUCUACAUCCAGGCAAUUCAAAAUUUGAAGGCUGAGUUGAAGAAAGAAGUACCUUAUGAUAAAUUCUUGAGUGUCCCAAAAAAGGAGGAAUCGAUUGAUUCUCCAGAAGAAGAAUCAUAGGAGUAAAUCCUCAACGAAAUAUUUGCAAGUGAAGAGGUUGAAGAGUAUGCUCCAACCAAUAAGGAGGACCCGUAUUCUUAUCUGAGUUGUGCUUAUAGCAAAUUCGAUUGA
This is a messenger RNA of Paramecium octaurelia, 701 nucleotides long. Lineage: Eukaryota; Ciliophora; Oligohymenophorea; Peniculida; Parameciidae. The record is from the annotation of a GenBank genome assembly.